Messenger RNA from Triticum dicoccoides, 2487 nucleotides. RefSeq names its product cilia- and flagella-associated protein 251-like. Bases 1633 to 2187 code for a protein of 184 amino acids. NCBI's taxonomy places the organism in Eukaryota, Viridiplantae, Streptophyta, Magnoliopsida, Poales, Poaceae. The transcript is spliced from 2 exons. The record is from RefSeq and is a predicted model, not a curated record.
UCUCCCCCCCUCGCCGCCACAAGAAGAAACCAUGUCAGGAAAUUUUGGUAGAGGGUUUGGAGCUCAGAGAUUCAACAGAGGAGGAGGAAAUGGAAACUUAGGAGGAAGAUUCAACAAUGCUGAGAAAGGAGAGAGAUGGAAUGGAGGGAGGCAUGCCUUCCCAGGGAGAUCUGGGGCUUUUGGAAGAGGGGGGAACCGCUUUGGUCCUGUGAAGGAUAUGGGAAGGGAUUCAGAGGAGGAAGACCCUAGAUCUGAGAGGAACGAAGAGAAUUUGGUGUGGCAAGCUAAGGCAGGGAAAAAAGAUGAAGGGGGGGGGGAGACCCCAGGGAUGGCCAGUGGUGAUGCAGAAGGUGCUGUGAUGGAAAAAGAGAGAAGCAACAAUCAGGUAUCUCAGUCAGAUCAGCAGCAGCAACAACUACUGUUAACUUCGCUGCUCUCUCAGUUGGUUCAGGGGAUGCAAAACAGUGAGAAGACCCAGAUGGAAGGGAUGGUUGGAAAUCGAAUUAGUAAUAUACUUGGGAAAGAAAGUCACAGGAAAGAGGGAGGAGACACUGAUGGGCAACAAAGAGGUAACAAGAUGGUUGAACAGGGGGUUGGAUUGGAAAUGAAGAAGCAAGGAGGUAAAAGUGGUUGGCAGCAAGGGUAUGAGGAGAACAAGAGAAAUUUUGACAGGUUUAACAAGCAGGUGUGUGGUAAGUGUAAAGACCCCAGGCACACCACCAAGGAUUGCAGGGUGGGGCAUUGCUUGAUCUGUGGCAGAGAGAAUCAUAUUACAGGAGAGUGCAACUUGCUGAAACAGGUUAAACCAGUCCUAAAAUAUGUAGGGUAUGCAGCUAAAGGGCUGGGGAUUCUUCUGGUUCAGAACUAUAAAGAUGUACUGAUAGCAGAGCAUACCAAUCCUUUGGGGGUGGUGAUCAUAAGAGAAGGAAGCAUUAAUGAGACUGAACUUGUGAAGGCUAUGGAGGAAAUGUUUGAUUGGGGCUGGCAAUGGAGAGUGAGGUAUUUUGGAAAGAAUGGAUACAUGAUGAGAUUUCCCAAUAAAGCAAAGUUGGUGGAGUUGGCCAAGUUUAAUGACUUCAAACUGCUGGGGACAGGGGUGGUGAUCAAGGUUCAACCCUGGUCCCUUGAUCAUCAAGCUGUUGGGAAGAUGCACACCAUUUGGGUCAGGCUGGCCAAGGUUCCAGAUUGUUUUAGACAUUUUUUGGGUGUUUGUGAGGUGGCUGCUGCAGUUGGACCUGUCCUGGAAAUUGAUAUGGAUACUAUAAAUGAGGAGAAAAUUAGAGCAAAGUGUGGGAUCAGAGAUGUGGAGAAAAUACCAACUCAAGUGGAAAUCACUUCCCCUAAUCUUCUUAUGUUUAGAAUUGGGGUGGAAACUGAGAAGGUGGUGGAGAUUGGCUGGUAUAAGGAAGAGAAGAGGAAAAAUGAUAGCAGCAAUUUCUCAGAAGGGGGAGAGGAUGAGAUUGACAAUAGGAAGAGGACUAGAAUGGAGGAGAAUGAACAUAGAGGGGUUUCUCUGGGAUGCUUAUCCCUGAAACAAAGUGAGGAGGUGGAUAAAAGAAUUGAAGGAAUGAAAACUCAAAUGGAUUUAACCAUGUUGCAGUGGCAAAAGGAGAUGGCUUUGGAGAGAGGAAAAUGGCAAAAAAAAGUGAAAUCAUGUUCAGCAAGAUCAAAACCUUGGAGGAAGACAGGAUUAGAAACAAUGCACUAUGGGCUAAAUAUGAAAACAGAAUCAGAGAACUAGAAAAAGUUCAGGCAGAGUUGCAGGAGAUUAGUAAAAAACAACUUGAAGAAAUUCAGAAACUGGCACAAGAGGCUGCCAAUAGAGAGGAGUAUGAAAUGGAGUUAGCUAAUAUGGACCUUGAAGAUUAUGAGAAAGAGACUCAACAGAAAAAGGAAGAUACUGAGUCUGGGAAAUAUAAUGAGCCCACUGAUUAUAAUGCUAGCCAAGAAUCUAUUGGGACUCUGGGGGAGAAAAUGGCUGAAAUACAUGGAAGUGAGAUCCUGGAUAAAGAAGGGGAGGAGAAAGAUGUUGAAAUCAAGAGAAGCCUGAGAAACAAAGGAAGAGAAGACAAGAAGAUUGAGGAUAUGGCUAAAAGCGGAGCUGAGGAGAGGGACAAUUAUGAUAAAGGAGUCGCCAAGAAAAACGUUGGAGCUGGGAGCAAGGGUGCUAGAACAGGCAGCAAAUGAAGUGUUCACAGCCAAGCAAGGGUGGAGGAUCAAUGUUGCUAGAUUGAAAUGAAGAAAAUCUCUCCUGCGGGGGUGAACCUGAUGUUUGGUGCUCCUGUAGAUGAUCCUUGGCUCCUUUUUUUGCUACUUUUGCUUCUGCGUUGAUGUAAUGGCUCUCAGGGUAGUUUGAACUCGGUCUGGCGGUUAGCUAUUUGAGCCUGUGGAGUCCGGUUGGUUUCUUUCGUUUACUUUUGAACUCUUUUGUAGAACUGUGUGGUUUUCAGUAAUGAAAAUCGGAAGGGGCAAACCCUUCUUUGAUAA